AUGCACUGUGUCCCGCUGAGUCCUGCCUUGCAGCCACGGGCCCCAGUCUCCACAUUGGAGCUGGAGGGUCCCCACUGGGUGGGCCCGGGGCCCGAUAGGGGCCGUACCGUGAGCAAGGAGUUCAGGGAUGUGUGGUUGGUGGGCAGUGCCUGCCAGCCCCUGGGCUCCCUGGGGGCUCUGACAGGGCAUGACUUUGGCAACCCUGGAGGUGUGUGCACUGAUGUGGAUGGCAGCGUGACCCUCUUCCCUUUUUUUUUUUCUUUUUUAAGAUUUUAUUAUUUAUUUGACAGAGAGAGAUCACAAGUAGGCCCACCCAGGCGCCCCGUGACCCUCUUCCCUAAGUCCGUGCCCAUCUGCCUGGUGUCCGAGGGGCUGAGGCACUGUGGUUUGUACACCCCAGGGCCAGUUCGUGGUUGCAGGUGUGGGGGAUGGCGCCAUCAAAGUGUACUAGUACUGCUCGAGGCUGGCCUGGCCAGUGGGCUCCCAUCUGAGCCUGGUGCACCCCCCGGGGCCCCAGGGCCACUGUGGGAGAGACACUGGGGGUUGGCUGCGCCCCCCGGACUGCUGGCCACCCCUCCCUGA
Messenger RNA from Mustela erminea (ermine), 582 nucleotides. RefSeq names its product NHL repeat containing 4 (gene NHLRC4). The record is from RefSeq and is a predicted model, not a curated record. NCBI's taxonomy places the organism in Eukaryota, Metazoa, Chordata, Mammalia, Carnivora, Mustelidae.